AUGUCUUCUAUGAGUUCUUCUCCUUCAAGAGAAAGGAAAUGUCAAUGUGGAGUUCCUUUUGAAAAGUUAAUUGCUUGGACUAAGGAAAACCCAGGUCGUAAAUUCAGAAGCUGCAAAUUCUAUGAUCCAGUGACUGAAUCAAGGGGCUGCAAAGCAUUUGAGUGGAUUGAUCAACCAGAUGGUACUCCUUGGCAAACAGAGGUGAUUAAUAAUUUGCUCUUGGAUAAGAAAUUGCUAAAGGGUGAAGUUACUGACUUGAAGAGAGAAGUUGAUAAUGUUUCUGGGCAGAGAAGAUGUUUGUUAAAUGAGAUUGACAACUUGAAGAUUAAAUGCAAGGCUCUUAGUUCUGAUAGGAAGAAGAUGAGCAAAGAGGUUCAAGGGAGGAAUGCAUCAUCAUUGAAUCUGUGUGUGGUGGCUGCUGUGCUUUGUUGUUUUGGUUUAGUGUUAGGUGUUUUUAUUAGGUAG
Chenopodium quinoa (quinoa) is the source of this 465-nucleotide messenger RNA. RefSeq lists its product as uncharacterized. Lineage: Eukaryota; Viridiplantae; Streptophyta; Magnoliopsida; Caryophyllales; Amaranthaceae. The record is from RefSeq and is a predicted model, not a curated record. The coding region runs from base 1 to 465 and encodes 154 amino acids. Gene Ontology annotation, molecular function: zinc ion binding. The transcript has a single exon.